CACAUAUUGUUUAGUUCUAUUUUUAUAGAUUAUACUUAUUUUUAUUUAUAUUUUUAUAGAUUAUAUUAUAGAAAUGUGAAAUGGAACGAGUGAAACACAGCAAUUUUUUUAAAAAUGAGAUGGAAUAGAAUGGAAAUAUUGUAAGGAAAUGUAAUGAAAUUGGUCGUGGUAAUAUGGAUUCUACACUCAGUUGAUUCCAAGCAUUUUACUCAACAUGCCUUUGCUUUUACUGUUUUGGAAAACAAGCCUGUCACUGUCAUUGUCAACGUUACAUGUCAAAUAAGCGAAGGAAAGCUAGAAGUUAAAAUUUGUUGAAAAGUCUGGAAAAAUAACCUAAUAAUUAUUAAAAUCAACAAACCUUAAAUGAAGAACGUUAUAUUAUUUAAACGGACUUUUGAAAAAUACUAUUAAAAUGCAUACAGCAAGUGUUCUGCUACGAAAUUCGAUACUUAAUCCUAAAUUGUGUUCGACACGGCUCUUGAAUAAUAUAACUAGAAUUGCAUCACACAAACCGGUGCAAAGGUUGUCUAGUAGUUUACACAGAUUUAGGGGUCCUCGGGUCUGUGGUCAUAUUGACAAUUAUUUAUGUUCUUCCAAAGACUUAGGUUGUACACGAUUAUUUUCGACCGGGAAUAAAGGUGAUCCUCCAGAAGACGAACCGGAAAUUAAAGACGAGACUCCUCUCUUUAGUAGUCAACUACCGGCAACGGUCGCUGUGCCGGAAGUAUGGCCGCAAGUUCCAGUUAUUGCCAUUAAUAGGAAUCCAGUGUUUCCAAGAUUCAUUAAGUUAAUUGAGAUAUCGAACCCAGCCCUAAUUGAUCUAAUAAGGCGUAAAGUUAAACUCAAUCAACCAUAUGUUGGUAUAUUCUUACGUAAGAAGGAAGAUGAAAAAUCUGACAUUGUAUCAAGCUUGGAAGAUGUACAUGAGGUGGGAGUAUUUGCACAGAUACACGAGAUGCAAGAUAUGGAUUACAAGCUGAGGCUCGUUGUGAUGGCUCAUCGUAGAAUAAAAAUCACAGGCCAGUUUGUUGAGGAAGAGGUUGAGACUGGUCCUGCAGAAAUGAAGCUUAAAUUUCCGUUAUUUAAUACGGAGAUUGACGUUACUCGUGAAGAGUCCGAUGCUGAGCGACGGAGGCGAAAAUAUCGUAACACAAGGAAGAAACCAGCUACUGAUGCAGACAAUGAGCCAAAGAAAGCACCCCCAGACCAGGUUCUGAUGGUGAAGGUUGAGAAUAUGAUGCACGAAAAGUUCCAGCAGACAGAGGAAGUCAAGGCUCUAACACAGGAAGUCAUCAAGACAAUUAGAGAUAUUAUUAAUUUGAAUCCUUUGUAUAGGCAAUCCCUUCACCACAUGCUGGCCCAAGGUCAGAGGGUGAUAGAUAACCCGGUUUAUCUAAGUGAUCUUGGAGCAGCUCUCACCGGUGCUGAACCAGCCGAGUUACAAGCUAUUCUGGAGGAAAUGGAUAUACCAAAAAGAUUGUUGAUGUCUCUAUCUCUACUGAAGAAGGAGUAUGAACUGUCGAAACUGCAGCAGAAGAUAGGCAAAGAAGUCGAAGAGAAAGUGAAACAGCAACACAGGAAAUACAUUUUACAUGAACAACUUAAGGUAAUAAAAAAGGAGUUGGGCCUGGAAAAAGACGAUAAAGAUGCCAUCGGAGAGAAGUUCAGGGAGCGUCUGGCCGACAAGACGGUGCCUCAAGCCGUGCAAACCGUCAUCGAUGAAGAGCUCAACAAGCUGAACUUCUUGGAGGGACACAGUUCUGAGUUCAACGUAACACGGUGUUACCUGGACUGGUUGACCUCCCUCCCUUGGGGCAUCACCUCUGAGGAAAACCUCAAGUUGGAAGAUGCUCAAGUGAUUUUAGACCAAGAUCACUAUGGCAUGGAGGAUAUAAAGAAACGAAUCCUCGAGUUCAUUGCGGUCUCGCAGCUGAAGGGCACCACCCAAGGCAAGAUACUGUGCUUCCAUGGACCUCCAGGUGUAGGCAAGACCAGUAUAGCCCGUUCGAUAGCUCGUGCGCUGAACCGGCAGUACUUCAGGUUCUCCGUGGGCGGCAUGACGGACGUGGCCGAGAUCAAGGGUCACCGCAGGACGUACGUUGGCGCCAUGCCGGGGAAAAUCGUGCAGUGCCUCAAGAAAACCGGCACCGAAAACCCUCUGGUGCUGAUCGAUGAGGUCGAUAAGAUUGGCAAGGGAGUCCACGGCGAUCCGUCGUCGGCGUUGCUGGAGCUUCUGGACCCGGAGCAGAACAGCAACUUCCUGGACCACUACCUGGACGUGCCCGUGGACCUGUCCCGGGUGCUGUUUAUCUGCACGGCGAACGUCGUGGAGCAGAUACCGGAGCCGCUGCGGGACAGGAUGGAGCUCAUCGACAUGUCGGGGUACAUCGCGGAGGAGAAACUGGCCAUAGCGCAGCAGUACCUGGUGCCGACGGCACGGCAGAACUGUGGGCUCUCCCAGCAGCAGCUGGCGGUGUCGGAGCCGGCGCUGCUGGCGCUCGUGCGCUCCUACUGCCGCGAGAGCGGAGUCCGAAACCUGCAGAAGCACAUUGAAAAGAUAGCCCGCAAGGUGGCUUAUAAAAUAGUGAAGAAGGAAACGGAAGAGGUCAACGUCACGGAAGAGAACCUGUCGGAUUUGGUCGGCAAGCCUAGCUUCAAGCACGACCGCAUGUAUGACGUCACCCCGCCCGGCGUCAUCAUGGGACUAGCCUGGACCGCUAUGGGGGGCAGCACACUGUACAUAGAGACUGCACUGAGGAAUAGCACACAGGACGAGAAGUCGCCCUUCGGCUCGCUGGAGCUGACCGGCCACCUCGGGGACGUCAUGAAGGAGUCCGCUCGCAUCGCGCUCACCGUCGCUAGGAAUUACCUCGCCACCCACCACCCUGACAAUAAGUUCUUGAACACGAGCCACCUCCACCUGCACGUGCCGGAGGGCGCCACCCCGAAGGACGGGCCGUCGGCCGGGGUCACCAUCACGUCGGCGCUGCUGUCGCUGGCUCUGGGCAGGGCUCCGCGGGCCGACCUCGCCAUGACGGGGGAGGUGUCCCUCACCGGUCGGGUGCUGCCCGUCGGCGGCAUCAAGGAGAAGAUUAUAGCCGCGAAACGCGUGGGCGUGAAGUGCGUGAUCCUUCCGGAGGAGAACAGGCGGGACUACGAGGACCUGCAGUCCUUCAUCAAGCAAGACAUAGACGUGCACUUCGUCAGCACGUACGACGACGUGUUCAGGGUCGCCUUUGGAGAGCAGCAGAUAUUCGAGGCCGACCACUCAUCCACAUCGGAGCUUUAAUAUAAAUGAAGAUUUAUGCUGUUCAACAUUAUUUUUUUAAAUAAAACAACAACAAAACACUGGCUCCUUAA
Messenger RNA from Bombyx mori (domestic silkworm), 3360 nucleotides. It is a transcript of the gene Lon, whose product is annotated as lon protease homolog, mitochondrial. The record is from RefSeq and is a predicted model, not a curated record. Gene Ontology annotation, molecular function: serine-type endopeptidase activity; ATP hydrolysis activity; ATP-dependent peptidase activity. The transcript is spliced from 15 exons. Gene Ontology annotation, biological process: protein catabolic process; chaperone-mediated protein complex assembly; mitochondrion organization. Gene Ontology annotation, cellular component: mitochondrial matrix. NCBI's taxonomy places the organism in Eukaryota, Metazoa, Arthropoda, Insecta, Lepidoptera, Bombycidae. Bases 413 to 3289 code for a protein of 958 amino acids.